AUGAGUCCAAUGAUUCAUUUCUUUGGUUUCCAUUUCCUGUCUCUUGAUAAGCCUGCAGGUGCUAGAAUCACUGUCUCUUCCAAGAGUGAUAAGCCUGCAGGUGCUAGAAUCACUGUCUCUUCCAAGAGUGAUAAGCCUGCAGGUGCUAGAAUCACUGUCUCUUCCAAGAGUGAUAAGCCUGCAGGUGCUAGAAUCACUGUCUCUUCCAAGAGUGAUAAGCCUGCAGGUGCUAGAAUCACUGUCUCUUCCAAGAGUGAUAAGCCUGCAGGUGCUAGAAUCACUGUCUCUUCCAAGAGUGAUAAGCCUGCAGGUGCUAGAAUCACUGUCUCUUCCAAGAGUGAUAAGCCUGCAGGUGCUAGAAUCACUGUCUCUUCCAAGAGUGAUAAGCCUGCAGGUGCUAGAAUCACUGUCUCUUCCAAGAGUGAUAAGCCUGCAGGUGCUAGAAUCACUGUCUCUUCCAAGAGUGAUAAGCCUGCAGGUGCUAGAAUCACUGUCUCUUCCAAGAGUGAUAAGCCUGCAGGUGCUAGAAUCACUGUCUCUUCCAAGAGUGAUAAGCCUGCAGGUGCUAGAAUCCCUGUCUCUUCCAAGAGUGAUAAGCCUGCAGGUGCUAGAAUCCCUGUCUCUUCCAAGAGUGAUAAGCCUGCAGGUGCUAGAAUCACUGUCUCUUCCAAGAGCGAUAAGCCUGCAGGUGCUAGAAUCCCUGUCUCUUCCAAGAGCGAUAAGCCUGCAGGUGCUAGAAUCCCUGUCUUUUCCAAGAGCGAUAAGCCUGCAGGUGCUAGAAUCCCUGUCUCUUCCAAGAGCGAUAAGCCUGCAGGUGCUAGAAUCACUGUCUCUUCCAAGAGCGAUAAGCCUGCAGGUGCUAGAAUCACUGUCUCUUCCAAGAGUGAUAAGCCUGCAGGUGCUAGAAUCACUGUCUCUUCCAAGAGUGAUAAGCCUGCAGGUGCUAGAAUCACUGUCUCUUCCAAGAGUGAUAAGCCUGCAGGUGCUAGAAUCCCUGUCUCUUCCAAGAGUGAUAAGCCUGCAGGUGCUAGAAUCACUGUCUCUUCCAAGAGUGAUAAGCCUGCAGGUGCUAGAAUCCCUGUCUCUUCCAAGAGUGAUAAGCCUGCAGGUGCUAGAAUCACUGUCUCUUCCAAGAGUGAUAAGCCUGCAGGUGCUAGAAUCACUGUCUCUUCCAAGAGUGAUAAGCCUGCAGGUGCUAGAAUCACUGUCUCUUCCAAGAGUGAUAAGCCUGCAGGUGCUAGAAUCACUGUCUCUUCCAAGAGUGAUAAGCCUGCAGGUGCUAGAAUCACUGUCUCUUCCAAGAGUGAUAAGCCUGCAGGUGCUAGAAUCCCUGUCUCUUCCAAGAGUGAUAAGCCUGCAGGUGCUAGAAUCCCUGUCUCUUCCAAGAGUGAUAAGCCUGCAGGUGCUAGAAUCCCUGUCUCUUCCAAGAGUGAUAAGCCUGCAGGUGCUAGAAUCCCUGUCUCUUCCAAGAGUGAUAAGCCUGCAGGUGCUAGAAUCCCUGUCUCUUCCAAGAGUGAUAAGCCUGCAGGUGCUAGAAUCCCUGUCUCUUCCAAGAGUGAUAAGCCUGCAGGUGCUAGAAUCCCUGUCUCUUCCAAGAGUGAUAAGCCUGCAGGUGCUAGAAUCCCUGUCUCUUCCAAGAGUGAUAAGCCUGCAGGUGCUAGAAUCACUGUCUCUUCCAAGAGUGAUAAGCCUGCAGGUGCUAGAAUCACUGUCUCUUCCAAGAGUGAUAAGCCUGCAGGUGCUAGAAUUACUGUCUCUUCCAAGAGUGAAAAGCCUGCAGGUGCUAGAAUCACUGUCUCUUCCAAGAGUGAUAAGCCUGCAGGUGCUAGAAUCCCUGUCUCUUCCAAGAGUGAUAAGCCUGCAGGUGCUAGAAUCACUGUCUCUUCCAAGAGUGAUAAGCCUGCAGGUGCUAGAAUCACUGUCUCUUCCAAGAGUGAUAAGCCUGCAGGUGCUAGAAUCACUGUCUCUUCCAAGAGUGAUAAGCCUGCAGGUGCUAGAAUCCCUGUCUCUUCCAAGAGUGAUAAGCCUGCAGGUGCUAGAAUCCCUGUCUCUUCCAAGAGUGAUAAGCCUGCAGGUGCUAGAAUCCCUGUCUCUUCCAAGAGUGAUAAGCCUGCAGGUGCUAGAAUCCCUGUCUCUUCCAAGAGUGAUAAGCCUGCAGGUGCUAGAAUCCCUGUCUCUUCCAAGAGUGAUAAGCCUGCAGGUGCUAGAAUCCCUGUCUCUUCCAAGAGUGAUAAGCCUGCAGGUGCAAGAAUCACUGUCUCUUCCAAGAGUGAUAAGCCUGCAGGUGCUAGAAUCACUGUCUCUUCCAAGAGUGAUAAGCCUGCAGGUGCUAGAAUCACUGUCUCUUCCAAGAGUGAUAAGCCUGCAGGUGCUAGAAUCCCUGUCUCUUCCAAGAGUGAUAAGCCUGCAGGUGCUAGAAUCCCUGUCUCUUCCAAGAGUGAUAAGCCUGCAGGUGCUAGAAUCCCUGUCUCUUCCAAGAGUGAUAAGCCUGCAGGUGCUAGAAUCACUGUCUCUUCCAAGAGUGAUAAGCCUGCAGGUGCUAGAAUCCCUGUCUCUUCCAAGAGUGAUAAGCCUGCAGGUGCUAUAAUCACUGUCUCUUCCAAGAGUGAUAAGCCUGCAGGUGCUAGAAUCACUGUCUCUUCCAAGAGUGAUAAGCCUGCAGGUGCUAGAAUCACUGUCUCUUCCAAGAGUGAUAAGCCUGCAGGUGCUAGAAUCACUGUCUCUUCCAAGAGUGAUAAGCCUGCAGGUGCUAGAAUCACUGUCUCUUCCAAGAGUGAUAAGCCUGCAGGUGCUAGAAUCACUGUCUCUUCCAAGAGUGAUAAGCCUGCAGGUGCUAGAAUCCCUGUCUCUUCCAAGAGUGAUAAGCCUGCAGGUGCUAGAAUCCCUGUCUCUUCCAAGAGUGAUAAGCCUGCAGGUGCUAGAAUCCCUGUCUCUUCCAAGAGUGAUAAGCCUGCAGGCGCUAGAAUCCCUGUCUCUUCCAAGAGUGAUAAGCCUGCAGGUGCUAGAAUCACUGUCUCUUCCAAGAGUGAUAAGCCUGCAGGCGCUAGAAUCACUGUCUCUUCCAAGAGUGAUAAGCCUGCAGGUGCUAGAAUCACUGUCUCUUCCAAGAGUGAUAAGCCUGCAGGUGCUAGAAUCACUGUCUUUUCCAAGAGUGAUAAGCCUGCAGGUGCUAGAAUCACUGUCUCUUCCAAGAGUGAUAAGCCUGCAGGUGCUAGAAUCACUGUCUCUUCCAAGAGUGAUAAGCCUGCAGGUGCUAGAAUUACUGUCUCUUCCAAGAGUGAUAAGCCUGCAGGUGCUAGAAUCACUGUCUCUUCCAAGAGUGAUAAGCCUGCAGGUGCUAGAAUCACUGUCUCUUCCAAGAGUGAUAAGCCUGCAGGUGCUAGAAUCACUGUCUCUUCCAAGAGUGAUAAGCCUGCAGGUGCUAGAAUCACUGUCUCUUCCAAGAGUGAUAAGCCUGCAGGUGCUAGAAUCACUGUCUCUUCCAAGAGUGAUAAGCCUGCAGGUGCUAGAAUCACUGUCUCUUCCAAGAGUGAUAAGCCUGCAGGUGCUAGAAUCACUGUCUCUUCCAAGAGUGAUAAGCCUGCAGGUGCUAGAAUCACUGUCUCUUCCAAGAGUGAUAAGCCUGCAGGUGCUAGAAUCACUGUCUCUUCCAAGAGUGAUAAGCCUGCAGGUGCUAGAAUCACUCAAAUGGAGCUACAAUUUUGA
This is a messenger RNA of Biomphalaria glabrata, 3705 nucleotides long. RefSeq lists its product as uncharacterized. The record is from RefSeq and is a predicted model, not a curated record. Lineage: Eukaryota; Metazoa; Mollusca; Gastropoda; Planorbidae. The transcript has 2 exons. The coding region runs from base 1 to 3705 and encodes 1234 amino acids.